GCAGCAUUCCCAGCUCGGGCAGAGCAGGUGGAGGGACGGAGGGGACGGACAUGGAGUGGCUGAGCCAGCGCUGCCCGUUGCCAUCCUCUGCCCAGGGCUGGCCCCGGCCAGGCCGGGGCACUUUGCUGCUGGUGCUGACGCUGGCAGUGCUGAUGUACCCACUGCUGAGGGGGCUGGCCCUGCAGCUCCACUCCGCCCUCACCGGCAGCUACAUCCCAGGGACCAGCUCCAUGGCCUUCAUCAACUGCCUCAACGAGCAGAUUGCCAAGGAUAUUGCAAGGGCCAUCAUGGACAAGAAGCUGGCUGCCCAGGUGAACAUCCUGCCCAAGAGCUCAGCCUUGUACUUCUGGAAAGGGGAACUGGAGGAAUCCACUGAAAUAUUGCUGAUAGUGAAAACCAGGACGUCCAAAAUAGGGGAAUUGUCCAACUAUGUCAGAUCCAUCCAUCCCUUUGAAAUCCCUGAGAUCAUCAGCCUGCCUAUUGACCAGGGAAACCCUCUCUACCUCAAAUGGAUCGAGGAAAACGUCCCAAGGGACUGACUGGAAAGGUCACCUCAGUUUGGGGAGACCGGGCGGACCCUGCUGAGCCACGCGGGUCUCCCUGGGCAGGCAGGACCUACCUGUGAGGAGGCAGCUUCUGCCUUCUCAGGUUUGCUGUAGCACAGGAGUUUGGGAUUGGGAAUUUCGUUUGCACUGGAAACAUCCCCUCCUUGGCCUGACCAGGGAGGACUGAGCAGCCCAGAGCUGGUGCAGGCUGAAGAGGGAAAGGCUGCUCCCUGCACCAUUGCGGAUGAGGAAACAGAGAUGCUCAUGUCAGGACGCAUUUGGGGGCUCUUUCAUGCUGCCAGCAGCAAAUUCCUUAUGGAAGCCAUGGCCUGGCAGCCCCUCCAGUUCCAUGAACCCUGCCUGGCCCCCCUGCUCGUUCCCAGCAUCCUGCCCCGCUCUGCCUCCCGCUUCCCCAGCCCCAGGCAGCAGGAUGUGGCCGGGCACCCCGCGACGUGCCGGCUCCCGCCCUCUCCUGCUGUCAGGAAACGUGCUGCUGGAGUCUCACAGAACCCAAGGAAGCAGCAAACUCCAGCAGAUGCUGCAAGGAACUACCAGGAGCCACAAGCAGCACAUGUGUGACCCUGCCCUGCCAUGGAGCUGGGGAGAGCUGGGAUGAGCUGGGGAGAGCUGGGGAGAGCUGGGCAACUUCCAUGGCCAGUCCAGGGAACCCAAGUGCCAACAGGACCAGGACAUUGCCCCAGCCCUGCAUCCCUUACCCCAGCCCUGCAUUCCUUACCCAGCCUGAACGGUGGCUUUUUGCCCAGGCCAAGCUUAACCUUGUAAAAAGAUGCUCAUUAAUAGUUUAAUGGGAUAUAACUUAUAGAAUAUUGAGGAUUUAUGUGACUGGGAAGGGAAUAAACAGCAGCGUUUCUUACCUGGGCAGGCUCAGGUGUGGUCACAGUUUGCUGUGUGGUGUCCUCAGUGAACUGGGCAGGAGGAAAGGCCCGUCCUGGGCUUGCAGUGACUCCCUCCAGACCAGUGCUGACAGAUGCUCCCACCUGGCUCAUUCCAGGUCCCUGGAGAAACAAUCCAGGGCAUUCUGCAGGCACUGGGAGCUGUGCCUGUGGGCUUGUGUGGCCCCAUCAGCCAUGAGAGGAAGCAGGAGGAAGGCUCACAGGGGCAGGAAAGAGAAGCCAAGAGGAAAAAUGGUCUGAGCUCUGAGAGGAGGAACCUUGGCAGUGCCAAAU
Manacus vitellinus (golden-collared manakin) is the source of this 1732-nucleotide messenger RNA. RefSeq names its product cutA divalent cation tolerance homolog (gene CUTA). The record is from RefSeq and is a predicted model, not a curated record. The coding region runs from base 51 to 539 and encodes 162 amino acids. NCBI's taxonomy places the organism in Eukaryota, Metazoa, Chordata, Aves, Passeriformes, Pipridae. The transcript has 6 exons. Gene Ontology annotation, biological process: response to metal ion. Gene Ontology annotation, molecular function: copper ion binding.